UUUCUCUUCAAGUUCAAUCACAGACUUCAAUUCCGCUUCUAAAGCACUCAACGCGUCUUUCACCAUGCAUCGGUGACUUCGAGGAUCGAAUGGUGCGCGAAUGGAUCUCGUUGAAGCCCACGCUGCAUUAUCUCCAGCAGCCAGGGAUGCCGUCCGACACCACCAGUCUCUCAACCCGGAACGAAAACAGCGAAUAGCCCCCCAUCGAUCUCUAGAAACCCCUAACAAUGUCUCACCUGUCUGCAACAUGUCUCGAUCACAGCGUAUAUCUCAAUCCCCCUCACUCGUCUCACCUCCCAUCCUCCAACCUUGAACCCACCCGCUAACGAUGUCAGUCCUCGUCCAAGUGCAAGUAAACUCCCUCCUCCCAAACGAUCAACCCCAAUUCGAGCGGUACCUGGCGUACAAACACGCUCCGACGGUGCCCGUGAGCGCGGUUAGGAUUCUCGACCCAGAUGACCCCAAGAACAACAAGCUACCGAGGGUGAUUCACGUCAAAAAGAGCAUACGCGACGAAGACGGGCGGGCUGUUUUCCAGAGGUAUAUCGCGUUUGAGGAUACGCAGGAUGAACCUAUUGGGUCUGUCAAGAUCCUCCAACCCGACGAGGAGGCCGAUGACGAAGACGUUGGAAAGGAGGUUCACAUCCCCGAAUUCGAGGAUAAGGAAGAGGACGAGGCUGAUCAACAGGGUUCCGAGGAAGACUCAGAAACCGAUGCAGACGCUGAAGGCUCGGUAGACGAAGAGGAGGAAGAUGAACUCGACGAGGACGAGCUGGCUGCCUUCGAGGAUGACGAUGACGAUGACACACUCGCCGGCGCACUAGGAAUCGACCCAGGGAUCUUGACCCUGCUCGCCAGUAUCGAAGCUCGGGAUCCUCAUUUAGGAAUCGCUAUGCGCGACUACCUCGUACCCGGCGGCCGGUUCUACGGAAGUAGAGCGCAGCCUGCUACAGCACGUCCGACAGAUGUGGAACCUUUGGCAGGAGUAAAACGAAAACAGCCAGACCCUUGA
Messenger RNA from Coprinopsis cinerea okayama7#130, 1012 nucleotides. RefSeq lists its product as hypothetical. NCBI's taxonomy places the organism in Eukaryota, Fungi, Basidiomycota, Agaricomycetes, Agaricales, Psathyrellaceae. The record is from RefSeq and is a predicted model, not a curated record. The transcript has 3 exons. The coding region runs from base 329 to 1012 and encodes 227 amino acids.